AUGAAGGAAGGCAGACGUGCGAUUCUGAGCUCGCGAGUUAUUGGACUUGUACUUAUUUUGUGUCUUGUUCAUACCUUGAGGAAAGAUAAACAAAAUUAUUCUUUUACCAGCGAGUACUUUGGUCUAUGUUUCCCGCAUUCCUCGUCGGUUAAAGAGGUAAACUGGGAUACGAGACACUGUACAAAAUGGCGGACACACGUGCAUGUCACUAUCAGUAUGAGAGUGAAACGAGCAAGCGCUACUACAGCCUACUACGCCAACUCAACCUCUACCUUUAGACCUGUUAUACAACUGCUACAUGAUGUGGAACUUAACCCUGGACCUGCAAACUGCUCUAGUGGAGACAAGUCAGAAAAGUCAAAUGGCAAUGUUAAAAUCGCACAUCUUAAUGUUCGCUCGCUCAAAUGCCGUGAGCAUUUCGUUCUUGUAAAGAAUGCGGUACUGGAAAAUAAGUUUGAUAUAUUUACCGUAUCCGAAACAUGGCUCAACAGUUCAGUUACGGAUUUGGAGAUAGAAAUCCCUGGCUAUGUUAUCUACCGAAUCGACCGACAGGCGAGGGUUGGCGGUGGAGUAUGUGCUUAUGUCUCACGAAAUUACAGGACGGAGUACUUGAGUGACAUUUCUCUUAUCACGGCCUCUGGCUUCCAUCAACUGUGGCUAAAAAUCCACGUCAGAAACAUGAAGUCCUUCCUUGUCUGUACAACCUAUAGACCACCGGACACUUCUUUAUCUUGUUUCGAUUCAGAUCUUACAGAGAACUUUA
Porites evermanni is the source of this 763-nucleotide messenger RNA. The record is from the annotation of a GenBank genome assembly. NCBI's taxonomy places the organism in Eukaryota, Metazoa, Cnidaria, Anthozoa, Scleractinia, Poritidae.